Messenger RNA from Alternaria alternata, 3950 nucleotides. RefSeq names its product ankyrin. Gene Ontology annotation, biological process: protein phosphorylation. NCBI's taxonomy places the organism in Eukaryota, Fungi, Ascomycota, Dothideomycetes, Pleosporales, Pleosporaceae. The coding region runs from base 247 to 3828 and encodes 1193 amino acids. Gene Ontology annotation, molecular function: protein binding; ATP binding; protein kinase activity. The record is from RefSeq and is a predicted model, not a curated record. The transcript has 6 exons.
UAUAUCUCGUUCUCCGGAUGAUCAACGAAGUACGAGCGAUGAACAUGCUCAUUAUCGAAGGGUUCAAGGACAUUCACUUCCCUUUCACUGAAGUUGACCUCACAUCCAGUCUCAAAUCCGCUGCUUCCAGGCAAAGCUUUCUUCGACAACAACGACAAAGGUGCAGAUUCAUAUUUUGUCACCAAGGAGCAGCUUGGAAAAGGCGGCUUCAGCAUUGUCCAUCGUGUUCAAAGCAGGAUUGAUUUGAUGGAAUACGCUCUGAAACGCAUUGAUCGAAGAAGUGGCACAUUUUCAAAGGACCGCAAGAAGUUGCUGUCGUUCGAGAAUGAGGUCCAUAACCUCAAGCGUCUGUCGCACCAUCAUCUAGUGAAGCUCCUAGGUUCAUACACCGAUCGAAGAUACAUUGGCAUCAUCAUGGAACCAGUAGCUGAUCUGGAUCUGCAACAAUAUCUGACCCGAGAUGUUUGGAUUACGCAAGACUAUGUCGUCCUUCGGGGCUUCGUGGGAUGCUUAUGCUCCGCUCUAGUCUAUCUCCACCAUAAUAAAUGCCGCCAUAAAGAUCUCAAACCAUCCAAUAUCCUCAUCAAAGGCGAGCAAGUGUAUAUAGCAGACUUUGGACUCGCCUUAGACUGGACUGAGGCGCAACGAGAGACUACGAUGGGUCAACCUGAAGCUUAUACACCGGCAUACAUCGCACCCGAAGUUGGAAUGUUACAACCUCGCAAUACUGCGUCAGAUGUAUGGUCGCUGGGAUGUAUUUAUCUGGAGAUUGCAACUGUUCUUACCAAGAAACAAUUGCGAUCGAAGGCUGAAUUUUUCCAAAACAAAGGGACACUCUCAACGAACUAUUGGCAGAACCCAGAAGCAAUACAGAGUUGGAUAGCCGAGCUGUCGGAUGAAUCAACGAGUGAUCAGCCCUUGCUACAAUGGACUGGUAACAUGACAGCCAGUAAUCCUAAACUGAGACUCACAGCUCAAGAUCUCCAAACGAUGAUAGCACAGGAACAAGCCAAAGGAAUUCAUUACAGCGGUCCAUGUUGUGCAAACGAGGGUGUGACUGGAGAUGGAAGUGACACAACAUCUUGGGAAGGCUCGCAGUCAGGAGAUGAGACCUUUCAGACGGCCGUACUGAGUAAUGGCAUGUCGGACGCACCUACCGUCAUCAACGACACUACGACGACAUCCAUCGGCAGUGACGUGACGCUUCUGGCACCUCCCACGAGUAUUGAAGAGACGGAACAUACGCCUUCCCAUAUACAGAAAUAUUUCGGUCAUCAUUCCGCGGGAGGUGUCGGUCAGUCGCACCCUAUAUGGCUCAACGUCGGGAACGAUACAAAUGUACCCUUAUGCGCCACAUCUGCGGCUGUGACCGAAGACAGCUACCCAAGACCGACAACGCCUGGUACGGAAGAGACCAAGGAUUUGGAUAAAACUCGUGCCGACAUACCGGAGGUGCAAGUAACGAAAGCAAAACACAUAGCCAGGGAUCGCACAGGCAAACGUACUGAUCAUGAGCACGAAGCGACUCAUUUGCGGUUCGUGCAUAUACCAAAGACCGCCGACCCCACGAAUGAAGAAGACUCUUCUCUUACCAUCAGUCUUGCGGAAGCGUUUGUAGCCGAUGACGGCGCAUUUGAAUCUCACAUGGCCCUUACGAGGGAGAGAAACCCAAACUGGAGAGAUGAAAUCACCGGCCUGAUCGCGGCUGAGGCACUCGACAAAUACCAAGCCAAUGUUAUGCUUGUCGCCAGCAACUUCUUCGACGACUCUCUCGCACGUGAUGUGAUCGAGCACGCCCUCUUUGUGGAUCCACAGAUCCUCAAUCGACGCGAUGUGUUCAAUCAUACUGCGUUGCAUUAUUCGGCGAACAGGAACAGAGCUGGUAUGAUAAAGUAUUUGAUCAAGAAAGGUGCCAACGCAACAAUCACGAACAUUCGAGGCCAGACCGCUUUCCAUGUUGCAAUCCAUCGACGAAGCUUAGAGACUUCCAAGAUUUUGCUCCGCUACCUUGGCGCAGCAGAUGUCAACACUAGAGACGAUUAUGGUCAAACUGCACUGCAUCUGGCCUGCUAUCAUGACGCGCCUACAGAGGUCAUCUUGGGAAUGUUGGCGACUGGUGCUGAUGCGAAUGUCAAAGACUUGGCUGGCACAACACCACUGAAUAUCAGCGAGAACAUUGGCAAUCUGGAGAUAGCCGAUGUACUACGAGAGCAUGGAGCAGACGACCCCGAACUUUCUCCGCCACCGCCACUGUAUCAGAGCACGAUUUCCCUCGCACGUCAACAGGAGCCAACUCAUUGCCUGUGUGAUGUCUGUUGUUUGUUCCAGGCAGUCCGCGAAGUCGGCGAUCUCGUGCCUGAUCUGGCAUUUUGCACAUGCGCCUACCAUUUGGUAAGCAUCUCAUUGCAGACGUUGAGCGAUGUGAACGCAGCAGUGUCAUGCCUGAAUACUUGCACGUGUUCGUCUUGUGAAGGAGAGCGUGUCCUGAAUGAGAAUCGAGAGCCUUGCGUUCAGAUUCCAACUUGCGACUGUGAAGAUUGCGUCGCCCAAACCAGCCCACCGGGGCCGUUCACAAAUCCUCCUUCGCUGCCCUGCGGCGAUGACUUUGCUGGCGAGCCGCUACCUCCGUACCCAGACCAUAGUUAUUAUGACUAUAUCAUCGAUGAGUACACCAUGGAAGACGACACAGAACCAUCACCACAAGAGAUAACGGCCCAGGCAUUGGCCUUUCUUGCUCAAGCUGGAUUCAAGGGAAAGAAAUCAUAUCGAAAUGAGCCGGAGAAGGCCCUUAAGUGGGUCAUUAGUAACAACGCCACUACACCUUGGGUUUACAAGAUUGUGGAAAUUCUGUUAGACUGCGGAGCGUCGGUCAAUACGACAGACAAGAGUGGAUGUACUGGCCUUCACAUAGCUGCUCGAACGCAAGAUGUUCGUUUAGCCAUGGUACUCAUUCAACGUGGGGCACAGCUUGACGUGCCUCGUCAGGCAAUGUUCGCAGCUAAAGCGGAUUUCACUCCUCUCAGAUACGCGCUCUGGUUCAAUAACGCGCUAUCGCUUCGACAGCUCUUGUCAGCGCACGCAAACAUCAAUGACCAGUCAGCGAAUGCUCAGAGUACACUACUCCACGAUGCAGUCACACACUUCGAUCUCCUAGGCUGGCAUAUACCGAUGCUCUUAGCGCAUGGAGCCAAUAUAGAACUAGAAGAUGAGGACGGAAAUACACCGCUUCAUCUUGCUAUCUUGCUGCAGCAGAGAUUCGCUGUCAUUGCACUCCUAGAUGCCGGAGCCAACAUCGAAGCCAUCGGGAAAGAUGGCGCGAAGCCGUUAGCCAUGGCGCUCGAAGGCGGCGACUACGGCAUCAUCACUCUACUCCUUGAACGCGGUGCAAACGUACACUCACGUGCAGAAGGCAUGACAUGCGCGCUAUUCUACGCAGUACAGAUGGGCUACGUCGAUAUAGUGAACAUACUCCUUGAAGACUACGGAGCAAGGGAGGACAUUCAUCGUACUGAUCUCACAGGCCGAAGUAUUCUACACGUGCUUGUGCAUACACAUGUCGAUUACAUGCUCAUUAUACUCGACAAAUUGAUCGGGGAAGGCGCGAACGUCAAUGCAGAGGACUACUCUGGAUCGACGCCGCUACACGAAGCCGCGAAGUUGGGGAGUAGUGUAAUGGUCAGUGGGCUGCUGGAGUAUGGGGCUACGAUCAAUGUACAGAAUCGUCAGGGUAAGACGCCGUUGGAUCUUGCGCAGGCGAAGAAGCAUCGUGAAGUCGUGGCGUACUUGGGUGGGACGAUGAAGAAGAAGGGUUGGUUUCGCCGGAGUUAGGACUUUCUUUCUAUUCGCAUUAAUAACCUACUUCCGCACUGCGAUAACUUUGUAAUUCAACACGAUGUCAGCCGUCUGAUCUCAGUGAGACCCUUAUACCUAAGGACAGUGAGCUGGUUACA